AAAGUGAACAUAAACAUGGCUUCUACAUCCGACUCGGACAAACCAUCAGUUUCUAAUGUGGAAGAAAACAGACGUCGUCUGUGCGAAGAGUUUGCUACGGUAGCGGGGAGUGACACCGCCGUAGCUCAGUGCUACCUGGCUGAAAAUGAAUGGGAGAUGGAGAGGGCUUUGAACUCCUUCUUUGAGGCAGAUAUGGAGAAAGUAUUUGAUGUGGAAGAUUCCCCUGAGACAGACUCCGGCCCUGCACCAAAGAGAAUAAAGACUGAGACAAAACCUCAAGAAGACUGCAUAGAUUUGACUAAAGGCAGUCCCAGCACCGCGCAGAAACCCUCAGAGGAAGACGACGGGAAACUGUCCCUGAUCACCUGGAACGUGGACGGACUUGAUACAGACAACCUCGGAGAGCGAGCCAGAGGCCUGUGUUCCUACUUAGUCUUAUACACCCCUGACAUUGUGUUCCUACAGGAGCUCAUUCCACCCUACGUCCAGUACUUGAAGAAACGGGCGGUCAGCUACCUGAUCAUUGAAGGCGGUGAAGAAGGUUACUUCACGGGGAUGAUGCUCAAGAAGUCCCGCGUCAAAUUCGAAGGGAGCGAGAUCGUAACUUACCCCACCACUCAGAUGAUGAGAAAUCUGCUUGUAACUCAGGUGACGUUCAAAGACCAGAAGCUGUGUUUGAUGACGUCCCACUUUGAGAGCUGUAGGGGCCACGCAGAGGAGCGGAUGAAACAGCUGCGUGUGGUGAUGCAGAGGAUGAAAGAUGCACCUGAUGACGUCGCCGUUCUGUUUGGAGGGGACACCAACCUGAGAGACCCUGAGGUGGCCAAGGUGGGCCUUCCCUCCACUGUCUCUGAUGUGUGGGAGCGACUCGGCAAACAGGAGCACUGCCGCUACACAUGGGACACCAAAGCCAACAGCAACAAGUCCGUUACAUACAUCAGUCGAUGUCGCUUCGACCGGGUCUACCUACGACCAGCGACCAAGGAUGGAGUCCCACGUUUGGCCCCUGACCACAUGGCUUUGGUGGGGAUGGAGAAGCUGGACUGUGGCCGAUACACUAGUGACCAUUGGGGAAUCUAUUGUAGCUUCUCUGUUGGCUAGAAAUACACAAAACAAGCAGAACCAAGCCAGUCAAAGCCUUUGUUGUAGAUCAGCUGGACUUGUUAGUUCUGCAUGUUUUUAUUGUCCUGGUGCACAGUUGAUCAGACCACCCUAACACCUUCUCAAUGACAGACGCUCUGAUCUCAUCCAAGGUCAAACCAUGAGAAACUUUAAUGAUAUUCAACACCUCAAAUUAGAAUUAACAUAAUUAAUUUCAAGCAAAUCAGAAGACUAUGAGUGCAACUAUUGUAGUUGGUGUUCAGUUUCAGUUUGGUCCAUUUUAUUUAGUAAAUCUCUUCUACAGGUUCAUUCCACACAAUUCACAUUACAGUUAAUUAGAUAUGAAAUUAUGAAUACUUGAUUUGCUCAAUUCAGAGGCUCAUAG
Mugil cephalus (flathead mullet) is the source of this 1486-nucleotide messenger RNA. RefSeq names its product tyrosyl-DNA phosphodiesterase 2b (gene tdp2b). Gene Ontology annotation, molecular function: 5'-tyrosyl-DNA phosphodiesterase activity; protein binding; single-stranded DNA binding. The coding region runs from base 16 to 1101 and encodes 361 amino acids. Gene Ontology annotation, biological process: double-strand break repair. The record is from RefSeq and is a predicted model, not a curated record. NCBI's taxonomy places the organism in Eukaryota, Metazoa, Chordata, Actinopteri, Mugiliformes, Mugilidae. The transcript is spliced from 7 exons. Gene Ontology annotation, cellular component: PML body; cytoplasm.